Messenger RNA from Physella acuta, 4386 nucleotides. Its product is annotated as putative C-mannosyltransferase DPY19L1. Gene Ontology annotation, molecular function: mannosyltransferase activity. Gene Ontology annotation, cellular component: nuclear inner membrane. NCBI's taxonomy places the organism in Eukaryota, Metazoa, Mollusca, Gastropoda, Physidae. The record is from RefSeq and is a predicted model, not a curated record.
AUGGCACCCAGCAGACAACGUAAAGUAGCUUCCCAAGGGAACCCGAGAGAUGAUGGACCAAGCAAAAUACAAGCGUCUGAUUUACAUAAACAUUAUGCUUACUUGAUCAUAUUGGUAAUUCUAGCUGGCACCAUCAGCAUAAGCCAUAGAACAUUUCUAUCUACAUUAUUUGAAAAUGACAGACAUUUUUCUCACCUAUCGAGUCUUGAGCGAGAGUUAUCUUUUAGGACUGAAAUGGGCUUGUACUUCUCCUAUUUUAAAACUAUUAUUGAUGCAGAGACAUUUUUUAAUGGUGUCUAUCAAAUUAUGAGAGAUAACAUUACUGAAUAUCCAUCAACAAUCAACACAUUGAAGCGUUUUAAUCUCUAUCCAGAGGUAAUACUAGGUCUUGGUUAUAGGAUUUUUCAAACUACAAGUGACUUUUUUGGUCAUCAUACUAAGACAUGUUGGACUGUCAACCGAGGUGAUAAUCUUAGCCCUGUCCAAAGUUGUGAAGGUCUAGGUGAACCAUCUUAUUUCUACAUAGAGGCCGUUUUUCUGUUAAAUGGUUUUAUGAUGGGUACAUUUUUUCUUUUUGGAACAUAUUUAAGUGGAAGUAUAUUUGGAGGACUGAUAACAGUUAUUUGCUUCUUAUUCAAUCAUGGAGAGGCAACAAGAGUGAUGUGGACACCUCCGCUAAGAGAAAGUUUUGGCUACCCACUGUUUGUUCUUCAAAUGUUUGUCGUAACCUAUGUACUCAGGAGUCGAAAGUCUACUAUGGAAUACUCUUUACUCAUUGCAUGGUCUCAAGUAUGUUUCAUGCUCUCUUGGCAGUUUGCCCAGUUUGCUCUUUUAACCCAAACACUUGCAGUACUCACUCUGUAUGUGCUUCAGUUUAUCUCUGCAGACAUCUAUAAAGCUUUUCUGCGUGGUCAAACUAUUGGACUUGUGCUAAGCUAUCUGUUGCUUUUUGGUAAUGAAAUGCUUCUCACAUCAUUCUUCUCUUGUAGUAUUAUUGCUGCUUGGGGGCUUCUAUUUUUUGAACAGUUUUAUAAAGGAUUAAAAUAUCGAUUUUUAGUUUUGUUAUCUCAAGGCAUUACUUUCAUUAUGGUCACUCUAUCUUCAAAGUUUGUCAUUGGAAAGUUAUUUCAGCUCGAGGAUGAUGCACAUAUUGCAGACAUCUUUAAAAGUAAAUUUACAAAUUUUCAAAACUUUCACACCAUGUUGUACACCUGUGCCAAAGAGUUUGAUUUUAUUGAAACAGAGACAAUUUGGAAACUGUCGAUGACAUUGCUUCUUCCCAGUGCUUUAGUUGCGCAAAUUGUAGUUGCUUUUCAUAUUUUGAGAGCAGAAAUAAAAGGCACAAAUGUAGUCUUAAAUAAUAAAGACACAAAGGCUGAAGCAUCAUUGGCCUACAGCAGGCAUAUUUCUAAGUAUGAUGCAGAAUUAUUGUAUCAUUCACUCCAACUGAUAGCUUUUACUGCAGUGGCUAUUCUUGUCAUGCGUCUCAAGCUGUUUUGGACUCCUCAUCUUUGUUUAUUUUCAUCAUUACUAGCUUCCAGAAAGGUCUUUCCUUGGCUAAAGAAAGAAAAUCACAUUGCUGUUCUCGCAGCACUGGUAGCCUGUAUGGCUUUGUAUGGUAUCAGUAAUGUCAAGGUACAACUAGGUAGAGUUGGUGAGUUCAGUAACAUUCCACAAGAGGAGCUGGUUGAAUGGAUUAAUUCUAAAACAGAUAAAGAUGCUGUGUUUGCUGGAGCCAUGCCAACAAUGGCUACUGUCAAGCUAUGUACUCACCGUCCUAUUGUCAAUCACCCACAUUAUGAGGAUGCUGGUUUAAGGGAAAGAACAAAACUAGUUUAUAGCAUAUAUAGUCGUAAGCCUCUCGUUGAAGUUAAAAGUAAUCUAGACAAACUUGGAGUCCAAUAUGUUAUAUUGGAGGAUUCAUGGUGUUCACAAAGGUUACGAGACGGGUGUUCAAUGCCAGAAAUUUGGGACAUAGAAGAUGUGGCAAACCAUGGAAAACAAGCAGCCUGCCUUAGGCUGAAGAAGAAUACUGACAGCUCACUUUUUAAGCUUGUCUUUAAAAACAGUGUGUACUAUGUGUUCAGGUUGAUAAAUUCUUAAACUUUGGAACUCAUUUCACAUAAGUACAAUAGUUAUUUAUUUCACUCUGUCAUUACUAUUAGGAUUGUAUACAUGUGUGCAUAUAAAAAAAACAACUUCUGAGAGCAUAUAUAUUUAUAUAUAUAUUUAUUAAAGCCUUGUCUCCACCAUCACCCUUUGGAUAAAAUAAUUCAGGUGCUCAUGAUUUUUUCUUUAUAAAACAGGUAGGAAUAGUUAUUCACCCAUUGUGUGCUUUACUAAAUAAGCUAAUGUAUAUUUUUUCAAGUGCAGUAAUGUUUUUCUACUGUAAGAAUCUCUACUCUUUUAUUUUAGUAUUAUUCCAUCCAAUACUAUUUGCAAAAUCUGCAAGUGUUUAGUUGCAGUGUACAGUUAAAAAAGAUGUUUAAAAAUACAAUUUGACAAAUCUGAACAAAAUUUUAAGAUGCUUUUUAAUUUGCUAAGAGGUUGCUAUUCAAUAAUAAAUCAUUUUUAAACUUUUCAUUCAAAAGAUGAGUAUUUUUUAAUAAAUUCUACAUUGCAAUAGUUCACAAAGAAUUUUAAAAAUAUUUUCUCAGUGUUUUAGUUUUUACAUUAUUUUGAUUAAUAAGGUCUCCUUUUUCAAUUAAACUUAAUUAACUUGAAUUUAAUUUACUAUUAUUAUUGUAAAUUAUUUUUACCAUUUAAAUGCAAUAGCAUAAUGAUCAUUUUUAUCUAAAUGCUUCAAAAAAUUGCUAUGUAUAAAAGAAAAGAUUUUUUUUGCCUAUUGUUUUAAGGUCAAAGGUUCAUCCAUAAAUAAUGUUACAUUACUAGGUGGAGGGAGUGGGCCAAGAAAGUGUGAUAUCAGACUUGUUGCAUUUGAAAUGUUUUAAAACAUGAGUUUUAGCGGUUAUUUAACAUUUUGUAAAUACUUUUUCAUUAAUGGUUAUGAGUUUGAUAGAUUAAUCUUAAUUUGACCCUAAAAUGGUCUAAUAGUGACGGAUUAAUAAGGUUUUUUUUGCUGAUAAGUCAACCAACAGUAGAAAUUGUAAAAAAAAAAAAAAUUUUGCAAAGGGAAACAACAAAACAUUUUUGUGAAAUCAACCUGUCUUGGCUCUUCCCCCCUUUAAGAAAUAAAACAAAAAUGUCUUUUUAAGUUAAAGGAAAUAAUACCCUAUUCUCUUUCUGUUAACCAGGUCAUCUAUUGUCCAUUGUAGUUUUUUAAUUGCUAUGUGGAACAUAUUUAUGAUUUAUUAAAUUAGGUGACUUUUGCACUAUAUUAUUGUUUAGUUGGAUUACAUUCAUAUUUUUAUUGUUCAAGUUUCCUAGACAUUUUGAUUUUUUGUUUGUCUUUAUUAACCAUGACUUAAUUUUAAGACCCCAUAUUCUGCUGAUUGUGUAUAUAAAAUGAGAUCUACAGAUGAAAAUGUCACAUAAAUAUAAUGUAUAUUUGCUACUGCAUACAUUUGUCUUUGUUAGCUACAUGUUCAAUUCUCUUUGUCUAAAUGAACAAUUUUAAAGCUGAAUGAACUUCUCAAAAGUAAGCAUCAAGUUUACAUGGAUCUAUAAUGUUGCCUGAGUAGCCUAUACUUCAGUUAAAAUGAAGUACCGAUGACUGAAUAAAAAAAACCCAUGAUCAUUCAAGUGCAAUUAUAUUUUUACUCACAACCUGCAUAUUGCAAGUACUACAGUGAUAACUUCAAUCAUAAAUUCUUAUCAGUGUAGAUUAUCUUGAAGGAGGAGGCUGUAUCAUCCAUGCAUUUAGUAGUUGAAAAGUUGUUAGUGGUGGUGGUGCUAAGUAUAAAUGAGCAUGCUUUUUAAAAUACUCCAUGUAUAAUUACUCACUGCUUAGUUUUGUUAGUACAUGCUAGUAGCUAUUUUUAAGUUAUUUUUUUAAAUGCUUCAGGCUUAUAACUUUUGUAAUUUCGAGAUUAAUAAAUUUUUUAACUAAUACUGCAUGCCGUAUGUGCCAUUGCUGAAUUUGACAAUAUUAACAUUAUUUUCUUUACAAAAUAUUUAAAGACAAUUGAGCUCUGUUAAACUUAACCAUUAAGUUGUUCUGUGAAAGGUUGUCUCAAGUUGGAUAAACCUCAUUUUACUUCAGUCUGCAUAAACUAGAUAAAGAAAUUUUGUUCCCUGCACUCUUUCUUACUUGCAAUUUACUUUUAAAAAUUUGUUUUGUUGCUAAGAAAUAAACUUUAGUAAUGUCCUGAUAAAUUGUUCAAAUUUUAAUCAAAUAAAUGUGGUGUGAAAUUAAAGUGGGGAUAUAUUAAUUGAUCUAACGGUUUACUCAUAAAAAACAACCACCAAGCACAUUUAAACAAAGAA